CGGGCCCCGAUCCCGGCCCUGGACCAGCAGAUGGGAGGAAAAGGAGGGCCCGGGCCCCGCUGAGGGAAGGCCGGGGAGGCCCGACCCCCUCGGCGGGGUCAGUCAGCCGGGCAGGUGGAGUUAAGGGGCAGUUAUAAAAGAAACCCACAGGGAGAUGACCCAGAGGACGUUGGAACAAACGGAGCAGACUCUUCCCAGAACUUCGGCGACUCCGCAGUGGGAAAUGCAUCUGGAACCUGCUUCCGAGCAGUUGCCUGUGAGAUAGCGGGACACGUCAGCUAUAAUUCUUGGCUUCUGUAACACGGUGAUGAAGCACAUAGGCUGAUACACGGCCCUUAUUUACCAAAGGCUAUGGCCAGCAUGAUGAGAGUUCUUCUGAUCCUUCUUUGGAGAACAAACUUGGUUGAGGCAAAUGCACCUCAAGCUGCAGAAGUUCAGGUUUUCCCACCUCUUAACUUCACCCUUACAGUCUCUGCGUUAGCACAAGUGCUUUUACACUGGAAGCCAAACCCUAAUCAGGAAGAAAAGAACUACACUGUUAGCUAUGAUGUGAAAAUCCUAACCCCUGUGCCCGAAGAGUAUGAUACAAAGAAGACUUACAGUGUCCGCACAGCUGCCCUUCACAACGGUUUCUCUGCGCACAUUCGGACGUUACUUUUCCAUAAUGGCCUUGAGAUGAGAAGUGAGUGGGUGAAGGAAAAAAUCCCACCUCUGCCAGGUGCCCCGGAGACAUCCAUCACUAAUUUGUCCUGUAUUACUCGCAUCACCAUUUCUAGCACCGUUUCUCUCCACUGCACUUGGCUUCCUGGCCAAGGGGCACCAGAAGAUACUGAGUACUUUCUAUUUUACAGGUAUGAGACAUACACUGAAGAAUGUCAAGAUUAUACGAAAGACAAGUGGAACAGGAAUAUUGAGUGCAGAUUUCUAGUGACUCGUAUUGAUCCUGAAGAGAUUGACAAGCUCAUUGUAAUACACAUUAAUGGGUCUAGCAAGCGUGCUACAAUCAAGCCUUUUCAGCAGUUAUUUAACCAAAAUGCCAUUGAGAAAGUCAAUGUUCCCAGAAAUGUCACUGUAUUCUUGGAGCAAAAUGAUCUCUUGGCCACGUGGGAGAAGCCAAUUUCUCUUUUUCCUAAACACUGCUUUGAAUAUGAAUUUUACCUCUGCAACCUGAAGUCAGGUAACAAGCAGAUAUUGAAAAUAUCCUCAAAUGACUUCAGAUUACGGAUUGAUGUUACCAGCAGGUAUUCCAUACAAAUAAGAGCUAAUCAUCACACAUGCCUUACAAGAGGAUUUUGGAGUGACUGGAGUGAAGUUAUUUAUGUUGGGCAAAACAAACUGGAGAAUCCUGCAGCCUGGAUUCUUGCUGUGCUUUGUGUGUUGGCGUGCUGCACAUUCCUGCUUGUUGCUAUAAUAUGCAGAAUAAACCACGUAUGGAGUAAACUGUUUCCACCAAUUCCAAAGCCCAGCAACAAAUUCAGAGAUGUCUUCCCAAAUGACUACGAGAGAGCACGUACCUGCACCAAUGAGACAGAGACCGAGUUCAUCAGCUUUGCGGAGGAUCUCUACUGCAGCCCCCUCGACGACUCUGUCUUCUGAGAGGCCACGGGGCUGGCGAGGGCUGCGUGGUCCCUGCAUGUCCCCCAGUGUCACCACAGCCAACUUGGUGUCACCUCCACUGCAGUGCUUCCAACGGGGGAGGAGGACUUGCUUCCCCAAGGUACCUUCUGUAACGAUAAGCUCUUGAAACAAAAAGUCCCAGUUUAAGCAGAAUGGAAGCACACAGCACAAGGGCUGUGUAGGAAGAAAAAUUCUGGAAUUUUUUUUUUCUAGUUGCCAGCUUCAUCUUUUGGAUUUUCGUUUUGUUUUAAAUAACUCUGACAACUCAAGAUGCAAAAUGCAGACUGGGACUUGGCGCAGCCUUAUGUAAAGCAGCAAAGUGCCCAGUGUGGUUCCUGGCAGUGACCAAGGUGGGUCAAAUACUAGGAAAAAGAUAAAACAAGCUGUAGAACACCCCAGUGCUGUCCUCCUGGAGCUGCACGGCUGCAGCACAUCCAUCAUGAGAGCGGGGACUCACGCGUGGCCUUCACUGAUACAGUUUGUAAUGAAAUGGUGUGAAUUCAGCAAAUACCUGAAGGGCCUCCAGGGAAAUGCCAGUUUGUUGACAAAGGGAGGGCCUGUCGGUGCUGUGUGUGAGCUGUGACACUCGACGUGGGGACAGCUUGAAGGGUGCAAUGGCCAGGCCGUGCCCAGCGUGGCAGUGUCCUUCUUGUACCGCAUGAAGGGACUUACAUCUUGCUUUUCAACCAUUUUGGAUGCUGGGAAAAGGCUGUCUCACUCACAGGACUUUAUAUACCCCAGAAGUCUCUAGAUUUUAUAGGCUACUUCAGACACCUGAUGUACAAUUAGAGUUUUGUCAUUUGUGUGCACGCAGCUCCCGAAACCUCAGCGUUUGUGUGUGUGGUAGGUUUUGCUGGUGGCCUGGGGUGCUGCAGGCCUGUGGGGCACCACAUUUCCACUCGCAGUACGUUCACCACCUGGGAAUUGAGAAAUAUUCUGGUAAAUAUCUACGAAACACUGCAGAAAACUGACAGGAGUCUCCAGCUCAUGAGCCACCAGGAACUGGAGAGCCCUCGGCAGCCCCUGGCAGAGCCCAGCGCUGAGCGUGAAACCCAUCAGAGCCCUGGCUGCCACCCUGCACCCCAGCCCAGAUCCUGCUCAGCCUCUCAGAUUUUUCCUGUGAAGUUCCAGGAUGUUGGUAAAAAUGUCUAAGCAGAUAUAGUUUCAACAUCGUGUGGAUAAAGACGCUGGACUGAUGAUACCCCAACGCCUGCUGCACCCUCCGCUCGGCUGUCCCGACCGCCCAGCUCACAGAGGAGUCUGUACUGUUUAUUCCCCUCCCAGUUGGUGGAAGUUUAUUUUUUCUUCAGCUUAUUUUCUUCCUUCUUUGAAGAUUUGUCCACUUUGCAGCAGGAAGUUGACCUUUUUUUUGUAUCUUGGUUUCCCUGGGCUUGAACGUCCCAGGUCGUGGCUGUGUGAAGCCGGCGGAGCUGCGGUGGCCGACACCUGCGCAGAGAUGACGAUGGCUGGUGAGACCAGUCUGGGGGCUGUGGGACCCCCAGUUUGACACGAAAUGAGCUUCACCUCUGUUCCUUACACCCCUUCUGAAGGAGAAAAUGCUGCUGAGGUAGGGGCUCUGGAAGUGCAUCCGUCUGCAUUACCUGGGUCCUCACCGGGGGCCACGGGAGACGGGCACUUGGCUCGUUUUUCAGGCCAAGGCUCCUUUGACAUGAGCUGGGAGCACCUGCAAAAGGACAAGAAGGGAUUGUUUGUGCUUCCUGAAGCAAGAGAGCAAAGCUUAAAAGGAAAGACAAAAAGGGCACAAACUGAUAAACUUCCACAAUGGCACCGACAAAACAAAGCACAGCCUGGGACCGCAGAGUGCUCAAGUGUACAGUAAUUAAAGAAAUGUGCCAAGGACCUCUCUGUGCUCUUACGAGGCUUUCGGAGCCAUGAGGAACUGGGCUCCUCCUUCACCUGCAACUUUGGCUGCCUUCAGGGAGUUACCAAAUUAACCUCCUGCCUGAAACCACCUCAACAGCCCUGGCUCUGAGCUCUCCAGCUGCAGACCACGAUGUUCUCCUGCUCCCAAGAAACCCCCCCAACCCUCAAGCUGGCCGGAGGUGGGGUUAAGCACAUUAACACAGAAGAAAAGUGCCCACCCCAGCAGUGCUGCCUGUUGCCAUGAGGACAUUUCUCACCGGGUACAACGAAACAUGGAGGAAAAACACUCCUGGAAGACAG
This is a messenger RNA of Calidris pugnax (ruff), 3801 nucleotides long. It is a transcript of the gene IL5RA, whose product is annotated as interleukin 5 receptor, alpha. Gene Ontology annotation, cellular component: membrane; external side of plasma membrane. The coding region runs from base 352 to 1596 and encodes 414 amino acids. Gene Ontology annotation, biological process: immunoglobulin mediated immune response; cytokine-mediated signaling pathway. The record is from RefSeq and is a predicted model, not a curated record. Gene Ontology annotation, molecular function: protein binding; cytokine receptor activity. The transcript has 15 exons. Lineage: Eukaryota; Metazoa; Chordata; Aves; Charadriiformes; Scolopacidae.